Messenger RNA from Penicillium angulare, 711 nucleotides. RefSeq lists its product as uncharacterized. The record is from RefSeq and is a predicted model, not a curated record. NCBI's taxonomy places the organism in Eukaryota, Fungi, Ascomycota, Eurotiomycetes, Eurotiales, Aspergillaceae. The coding region runs from base 1 to 711 and encodes 236 amino acids. The transcript is spliced from 3 exons.
AUGAACUGGAUAUCUGAGGCCCGCAAAAAAGGGAUGGUUGAAAAAAGGGAACGACGCGAAAAAGCGAUGACACAGUAUCCCGACCUGGACUGGGAUGUAAUUGGAAGGAUUAGCCAGCUCGGAAUAAUACGAAAUUUGUUGAACAAGAAGAGCGACGCUGAUGAUCGAGAAAAUGUGGAGGCUGUUAUCAAAGCAUAUAAAGAGCAGACUUUAAAGUGGCACCCACACCUGGUGACCUACUGGGCGAAUGGGGAGCAGAUAUGUAAACCGCGACCUUUUGAUUGGGAUGAGUUUGAUCUUAUUCACGACCAUUAUAAUGGGCAUAUCGCUUUUUGGAUUGAACCAAUGGAUCUCCAUCUGAGACUAGACUCGAAUCAUCCGCCCAUGAAAUUUGAAUUUGUUGACGACACUGGUGCUGAAAUGAUGUCUAUUUUCGAGGACGAUGUAAACAAUCUACGUCUAUGGUCUCGGAGACAAGGCCAGAGGGGUCUCCCCCAAGGGCCACGUAAUUGUGGUUAUGUAGUUGCGCGCCAUGCUGAUGGAUCAUCAGAAAGUGUUCCAGUCGUAGCCAUCAGGCCUAAUAUUCUGGCUGGUGAUCCGCCUCGAUGGCUUGUGGGGGCCGCAUUUCCAAGGGAGUGGCCCAGGGUCCCAUGUAUAGUCAGACCAGCAAGUCAGCGACAACGCGGUGCUAGUAGACUUCUUGGUCCAUGA